Mobula hypostoma (lesser devil ray) is the source of this 5839-nucleotide messenger RNA. Its product is annotated as transcription factor ETV6-like. The transcript is spliced from 9 exons. The record is from RefSeq and is a predicted model, not a curated record. Gene Ontology annotation, molecular function: DNA-binding transcription factor activity, RNA polymerase II-specific; sequence-specific DNA binding. The coding region runs from base 351 to 1883 and encodes 510 amino acids. NCBI's taxonomy places the organism in Eukaryota, Metazoa, Chordata, Chondrichthyes, Myliobatiformes, Myliobatidae. Gene Ontology annotation, biological process: regulation of transcription by RNA polymerase II; cell differentiation. Gene Ontology annotation, cellular component: nucleus.
CGGCUCAGUGCUCGCUGCCGGCCCGGUGUUAACAUUAAAGCCGCCCCCGCCCGGCAGCGCCUCUCUGAGUGGAGCCGCCCCCUUUCCUGCCGCUCGCCGGCCACUGUGGGGAAUUCACGUCAAAGGUUGGCUGGCGAUCCAUGAGCAACGAUGAGAUCAACAGGCCGCCAGCUUCCUCUUCCCGGAAGGAGGGCCGCGCUCCAGGGAUGUGAUUGGCAGCGGCCGGCCGGAGCGCCGCUACUUCCCCCUGCUCGGCGCUGAGGCUUCCCGGAACCCGGCUGGGGGCUGCGGGUCGGCCCGGGGCCGCUUCCCCCUCGCAACGGCCCACAGGCAGGAGGCCAGCGCGGACCAUGUCGGAAGCGGCGGCGGCAGCCAGUGCAGGCAUGUCCGAGGCCUUCGCCCAACCUCACAUCAAGGAGCGAAACGCAUACACCCCGCCCGUCAGCCCCGUGCCACCGUUUCCCAGCUCCAUUCACGGGGCUGCUUCCGAGGGUAGACACAUGGCAGAUGGAUCACAUACUCUUCCCACCCACCUUCGCAGUACCUGCAACCAUCGCACCGGGGCCACUAAAGGAGCCGUAGUUACCUGUCCUGCUGAUCCUUGGUACAUCAUCACUGCCAAAAAGAAGGAUGAAUUAUUACAACCCCUUGCAACAGAGGCCUUCCAACCUCCCAGCAGUACUUCUGUUUUCAUGUACUGCCAAAGACUGCAGCCUGUGUUCUGGAGCAGGCUCGACGUCGGUCAGUGGCUGAAGUGGGCGGAGCAGGAGUACUCUCUGCGCCCGAUGGACUGCAACAUGUUUGAGAUGAACGGCAAAGCCCUGUGCUUGCUGACCAAAGAGGACUUCAGGUAUCGCUGCCCGCACUCAGGAGAUGUCCUCUAUGAGUUACUGCAUCACAUUUUGAAGCAGAGGGAGUCACCUGUGUGGUACCCACCGUUCCUGCAGUGGGGGAGUACGCCACAUAAUCCGCCUGAGAUCAUCCUUCACAAUCACUUGGAAAGUGCGGUGCACAGAAACUUGCGGUCAUCGGAACAGGCCGGCCACCAAAUGCAGCCCUCCGCGGAGCGGUUGCUCCAGUCGCCGGCGCGCAGCAACCACCGGCUCUCUCCAGAGAUGGAUCAGGAGAGCUCGCAUAACCUCCUGCCGCCAACGGACAGGAACCAGACCCCCAGGUCUCAGGCGGAGAACACGCACAGCUCCUCGCCAGACAUGGAGCAGAGACUUUCCAUUUCCCCGGUCGAUGAGAACCACUGCCCCUCGGGCAAUGAACAGAUGCUACAUCCGCAGCAGGCGAAUGGCUCGCCGCAAGACAACUCUCGCUACAUCCAAUUAAUUCCCACUUCCAUGAUGAACCCCAUUAUCUUUAACAGCAGGCAGCCAUUGGAGUUCAGGCCUAGACCGUCAGAGGAGAAUUCACACAAGGAGAAGCCAUUAAACCUUUCCCAUAAGGAGGAACAACUGUACAGGAACCAUCUCAUGGUCCCUGUGCAAGCCCAGGAAGAGCCAUUGAUGCCCAUAGGGAGGAUUGCAGACUGCAGGCUCUUGUGGGAUUAUGUCUACCAGCUGCUGUCGGACAGCAGAUAUGAAGCGUUCAUCCGAUGGGAAGAUCACGAGUCAAAGGUUUUCCGAAUCGUGGACCCUAAUGGCCUUGCACGUCUGUGGGGGAACCACAAGAACAGAACAAACAUGACGUAUGAGAAGAUGUCAAGGGCUCUUCGCCAUUACUACAAACUCAACAUCAUCAAGAAAGAGCCUGGACAGAGGCUCCUGUUCAGAUUUAUGAAAACACCGGACGAGAUUGUCAACAGUCGAUCAGACCGCCUGGAACACCUGGAGUGUCAGGAGAUGGAGGAGCCUCUGUACCAGGACGAGGAAUGUUGAAUGUGGUAGCAGGGGAAACUUGGUACACUUGCUGGAUAUGAAUUACUUGCCAAGGUGUAAUGGUUGAUGGACUGGCAACCCCGAGCUCUGGAGCAGAAAGUGGCUCUGUGAAGUGCUGGAGACACUUGCGGCUCACCUAGUAGUACUCCAGAAUAUCGCUAUAUCUAUUCUACACUGCUGUUUCAUUACUGUGACAACCUUCAACCAUUUAUUUGACCAGUGAUUGGGAGUUGCUAAAGAUACGCAGAGGUUCAGCCCAGACCCAGAAGCCUAAAAGGAGUAGAAGAUGCUGCCAUCUCUGAUGCCCCGUCAUGGGCUCUGUUCUACUUCCGGGCCAGGGGAGUGGAGCCAGACCUGACUGAUAGAUCUCGUGCUGGAACUCUGUCUGUGUCAGCCUGCUAGGGUGGGGGAGUGGGGUAUCCUGCUGUCCAAUGCACUAUUUCUCUUAAUAGUUAUAACUUGAAUUUUGAGUUUUUUUAAAAAAAAAUGUAAUUUCUCGCUCUUUCUCUCUGAGCUCAUGCUGAGAAUCCAUAUUUCUGACAAAAACACACUUUGUAUCAACUCUUUUUAAGCAAUGCUACACCUCAAAUUAAAAUGAAAAUGGAUUCGAAAUAUGCAUGCUUGUAAGGGAUUGGAGUUAUGUUCACCUGGGGUGAUUCUGUGAAUCAAGUAUCUUGCAGAUGUCCUUGAAGAGCCAGCAACCACUGUGACAGUUAAAACUUGGUGCUUGACUAUUAGUCAUUUACAAGGUUUCAUCUACCUUAUGGUCUGUAAGUUGGUGUUGUCCAUAAAUCACAACAGGGUCACUGGCUGUUUUUAUCUAACCAGGUGAUGUAUACCCAUCCCUGCCAGCUGCCCAUACACAUUGCAGAUUGAACUGGGCAUGCUCCCUUUAUCCUCGUUCCUUCACUCUGGACAGAUAUUUUAGCAGCACUGAAGCACAAUUCACUAACUUCAAAAUUCACACCCUCUGUCAGCUAUUGAAAUCACUUGGUGGGGGAAGGAGACUGCUGACUAGGGCUGCGUCUGUGCUGCCUUGUUAAAGUGUUCUGAAUGCUCUGCAAAUUUAGUGCAUCUAAAUGUUUAUUCAUUUUCCAUUUCAAAGUUUUUAAUUUGUUUUCAUCCUUUCAGAGUGCCCAAUGUUUUCCAUGCCUGUUUCCACCUCUUAUCCACUAGUUCCUGUUUCCCACCCAUGUGAAUCUGGUUCCAUCAUCCAAUACCUAACUUAGUUCAGUUCCACUAUUACCUACUAAACCCUGUCUGGCACCUCCCUCACCUUUAUACUGCCUGUCUGUACUCUACACUUUGUCCUGAUGCAGGGUUUAACCGGAAACAUCAAAUCAUACCUUUUCCUCCACAAAUGCUGCCUGACCCGCUGCAUGCUUUUUGUUUUGUUUUAGAGUUCAGCAUUUGCAGUUGCUUUUGUCUUCAUCAGUUUUGUUUCUAAAACAACAGUGGAUUGGAUACUAAUCGUGGGGGCCCUUGCCUUCUGGUACCACAAGUCAGAGAUAUGCAUUGAGUGCAGUGAUGACACUCAAAUUCCACAUCCAGAACAAACAGCCUAUUAGAUAGGUACCCCCAUGUACCUGUAUGUACCUUCUACAAACUGCACUGUAACUAUUUACAGUACCUAGGCAACUGUGGUAGCACCUCUCAAAUCUAUGACCUCUGCCACAGAGAAGGACAAGGCAAGGGGAUUAGGGAUAGUCAGCAUGGCUACUUGCAUGGGAAAUCAUGGUCUCUCAUAUUUGGAUUGAGUUUCUUGAAGAGGAUUGAUGAGGCUAGGGUGGUAGAUAUGUCUAUGUUAACUUUAACAAACACUCUGACAAGGUCCUAUAUUAUAGGCUGCUAUGGAGGUUAGAACAUGGGAUUGGGGGGAGUUAGCAAUUGGAUACAAAAUUGGCACAAAGACAUGGGGUAUUAAAAAGUGGAAUUUGGGCAGAUGGGGUGAUGGGGCACUGAGUAUGAGCGUCAGGAUGUCAUGUCACAGUUUACAAAUGCUGAUCAGGCCACACUUGAAGUAUUGUGUGCAAUUCUGGCCGCCACAUUACUGGCUUUUUCAGGUGGCAGAGUUGCAGUCAACUCGGUGGAGGAGACUUUAUGCAGGUGCAGGAGAGAGCGAUUUCAGCUUCUCUCGGCGCAGUCAUGAAUCGUUAGCAAGGGCAAUUAAAAAUAAGGCAGGGACAAGCAGAGCAACCAUUGUUGGAGUGUUAGGCUUUGGCUCAUCAGGCUUCGGCAAGAUAAAUAUCUGGUGAGUUUCUUCUUCAUUCUAAAUUCUUCAUAUGUUAGUGCAUAGUUAAAGCAGUGAGAAUGGCUCCAGGGGCUGUGUUGUGUUCUUUGUUUGAGAUGUGCAAAUUCUGGAACACCUCCAGCCUCGCAGAUAACCACAUCUGCACCAGGUGCUCAGAGCUGCAUCUCAAUAACCUACAGCUCAUACAGGAAACUGAGGCGGUGACAGAUAGGAGCUACAGAAGGGUAGUCACCCCCAAGUUGCAGGAGGCAGGUAACUGGGUGACUGUCAGGAGAGGAAAGGUAAAUAGGCAACCAAUACAGAGUACCUUUGUGGCCAUUCCCCUCAAUAAUAAGUAUACCUUUUGGGAUAUUGUUGAGGGGACUGACUUACUGUGGGGGGGGGGGGGGAGGAGAGCCAAAGCAACCUGUUCUCUGGCACUGAGUCUAGUACUGUGGAUCAGAAGGGAAAGUGGGAGAAGACUGCAGUGGUGAUAGGGGAUUCCAUAGUUAGAGGAGUAGACACAAGAUUCUGUGGAUGUAAUAGAGACACCUGGAUGGUGCCUCCCAGGUGCCAGGGUCAGGGACGUCUCAGCCCCACUUCCCAGCUUUUGCCUCGUAACCUUCGAUGCCAUGUCCAACUAAGAACCUAUCAAUCUCUGCCUUCAAUACACCCAACAACCUGGCUUCCACACCUGUGGUAAUAAAUAACACAAAUCUACCACCCUUUGGCUAAAGGAAUUCCUCUACAUCUCUGUUUUAAAUGGACACCCCUCUAUCCUGAGGCUGUGCCCCACUGUCCUAGACUCCCCCACCAUGGGAAACAUCCUUUCCACAUUUACUUUGAAAUGCUUCAAAUGUUGAAAGGCCUAGACAAUGAGAUUCACCUCCCCCCAAUCUUUCUAAAUUCCUGUGAGUACAGACGUAGAGCCAUCUAAUGUUCCUCGUGUGAUAACCCUUUCAUUCCCGGAAUCAUCCUUGUGAACUUCCUUUGAACCCUUUCCAGUGCCAGCGUAUUUUAGUUGAACACAAAACUGUUCACAAAGGGCAGAAGUUAGUGCUAUCACUAUAAAUAGGAGAAGGUGCUUGGGGAAACUGAAAGGUCUGAAGGUAGAUGAGUCACCUGGACCAGAGGGACGCGGAAGCUGGUGGGGUGGUAGGUGAGGACAAGAACUUGGUAGGGUGGCGGGAAGAUGGGGGUAAGAGCAGGCAUGCAUGAAAUGGAAGAAAUGCGGUUGAGGGCAGCGUUGAUGGUGGAGGAAGGGAAGCCCUGUUCUUUGAAAAAGGAGGACAUCUCCUUCAUCGUAGAAUGAAAAGCCUCAUCCCCGAGAGCAGAUGCGGCUUUUCCAUACAAAAAUCACAAGUAUGUAAAAUAAAAAAUGAUGUUAAACUUAAAGAUUAAAUAAAAAUUCAUUAAAUGCAAGGUUAAAUAAAUGGGUUUUGAGCUGGUGUUUAAAAGUGUCAUCUGAGUCUGCAUCCCUUAUAGUUUUAAGGAAUUGAAUUCCGGUUUAGAUGUGUAGUUUAGAAAAAAGAUGACCUGCCAAUGCAUUUUGAGGGUGAUUGUUUAAAUUUCAGAGACUGACAGAAGAGGACCUGAGAGCUUGAGCAUGAUUAUAAAAUGAAAACAAUUCUGUGAUUUACUUUGGUCCCAGAGCAUUAAGAGCUUUAAAAACAAGAAAGGGAACUUUAAAAUCAAUUCUAAAAGAUACAGGAAGCCAAUACAGACU